AUGAACGAUAGCGACCUAUACUAAGAUAGCAGCUAAGAAGGUUCAUCAAGAAAGGAAGAUCAAAAUCAUAAAAAUCCACUUUUUGAUGAAAUCUAAGCAGAUGGCGAUGCUGCAGAUUUUGAUUUAGACUCUCACAAUGAAUCUAAAAGCGCAUAGAAAAACUACGACUUAGAAGACUCACCCUAAGGACCUACUCAAGAGCAAAUAAGUCCUAACAAGGAUCAAUAUAGUGACCAAUAAGAAUUAGAUGAAGUUAAUCAAGUCCAAGAAAAGUCUGUAGAAAAAAAUGAUAACUUCGAAAGCAGUGAUUUCAAAAAGUAUCUCAAUAACGAUGAAAAUGAAAAUUAUAAAUAUUUUGAAGAGUAGCAAGAAGAAGAGGAAGAAGAAAGAUAGAAUGAAAGUUCAUAAGGAGAACAAGUAAGAGAAGAAGCUUUACAAUACUAGCAAAAGAAUAGUCUUUUUGAUGAUUUGCAAGGAGAAGCAGACUUUGAUAUCAAUUAAAGUUCAUCAAGAAAAGAUACUUAAAAUAGCGAGAGACUUUAUUCUUAAGGAGACGAAGAUUUUGUUUAACAAAAUACUUAAAAGCAUCAAUAAGAGAAUGAAAGUAUAUUUUAUAAGUAAAGAAAUCAACCAGAUGAUUAGUAGAGUUAGGAGCAAGAAUAAAAGCAAUAAGAUGAAAUUAUUGCUUUUAACUAAGAAGAAAAUGUAGAUAAUCAAAACAAAGAAUAAGAUGCUGAUAAUGAAAAAGUAAAAGAGAGUGAAGAAGGAGACAGUCUUUCAAAUAACAAUGAAAAAACAAAUUUUGAAGCAUAAAUAUAAUAAUAAGUUGAUCAAGGAGAUGAUUAGCAUUUGAUUAAGCUGCUCAAUCCUUCUGAAGAAGUAGAAGCCUCAAUCAAAAACAACUCAAACUUGCAUGAAGAAAAUUUAUAGUAAAGUGAUUAAAAAGAUUAGUAGGUUAAGGGAGAAGAUAUCUAUCAAGGAAAUGAAGAAGAAAUGAGUAACCAAGAUUAAAAUUAGGAAGAAGCAAAUGAUUAAUUAGAAAAUGAUUCAAAUAUUUAAGAAAAUAAAAGUAUAAAGCAAGACUAAGAAGAAAUUAAAACUCCAAUCAAAUAAUAAGAAGAAGAAAGUUAGCAAGAUAUUUAAACAGAAAUUUAAGUUGAAUAAGAAAAUCACAUGGAAAAACAAGGACAAUAACAAGUAGAAGUUGAUAAUAAGAAUGAAAAUUCAAAUUUAGAAGAAGUUUCUAAUUAAGAAGAGUAAAGUUUAAGAGAGUAGCAAAUAAAUGAUGAGAUAAAUUAGCUAGAAGAUGAUAAGCACAGUGAAUAAAAGUAAUUUGAUUAAGAUUAAUAAAGCAGAGAAGAAAAUAUCUAAUCAGAGGUAUUCAAGUAAGAUAGAGAUAAUCAUUAAUAAAAUGAAGCUUAGCAAUAUUAAUAAGAAGAAGAAGAAGAAUAAGAAAGUUUGAAGCAGGAAGAAUAUCCUAGCGAAUUAAAAUAAUCUAUGAAUGAUAGCGAAUUAUAUAGAAAUAGCAGCUUUGAAAACUCUUAAUUUAACUAGUAUCAAAAAGAUAAUUUACAUAAUUAAGAGGAAGAGCAGCAAUCUCCUAAGAUAGGAUCAUCAAGUGUUUUGAAUAAUUAUAAACUUGAAGACUCUCCUUCAAGACCUGCUGCAGCUGGGGAUUCUAGGAAAUAAUCUGAUAACUAUGAAUAAGACUUGUAUUACAAGGAUCAUAUUUAAGAAUUACAUAAUUAGUAAGAAUAUAAAAGUGAGUAUUAGCCUUCUCCUCAAAAAGAAGACUAUGACGAUCUUGAAUCAGAUGGAUUCGAUACUCUUAAAAUGAAUGCUAAUGAUUAAAAUGAUCAAUCUUCUCAUAAAUAUGGAAUUCAAGUCCACAUUGAAAAAUCAUUAGCACCUGAAUAGGCAGUUGACGAAAAUAAUCUUGAAAACAAUUUGUUAAAUCCUAUUGAGAAAAAAUAAUAAAUUAUGAGUUUGGGAGAUAGCGCAUUAAAGGAUAUUUUAAAUGAAAUAAAAACAUUCAAACAAGAGAAGUAACAAAAAGACCCUGAGGAAAUAGUAAUGAGACUUAGCACUUUAUUGUAAGAAUUAGAGGUCUAAAACUUAAAUAAUUCUUUAAAGCUUUCUUAAAACUAAAUUCCUAACGAUUCUUAAAUAGAAAAAGAUUUUGAGUAAAAGAUUUAAGCCAGUCUUUAAAAAGAGAGCCUUAAGAAAGAAGAAAAGUAGAAUUCUGAAGCUUAAAAGGAUGAGGUCACUGAGUUCAAUCAAGAAGAUAAAAUUGAUAAGGAAGAAUUUCAAAAAGAAAAAGAAAUUAUCACAAAAGAAAAGGAAGAAUUAAUUCAGUUAAAAGAAGAUCUCAGAAAGUAGAAAGAAGAUUUCAACAAAUAAAAAUAAGAGGUUGAAAAAUAAAAGAGUGAAUUAGAAUUGAAGGCAGAAAAUUUAAAUUUAAUUUCAAUGUAAUUUGAAGAAAGAGAAAAGGAGCUCGAAGAAGUAUAAAACACGUUAUAAUAGUAAUAAGAAGAGUUAAGCUAAAAGCGCAAAUAAUACGAACAAAUUUAAGAUAAAUUAGAGUUGUUAGAGUAAAAAGAGCAGCAUGUUAAAGAAAGAGAAGAAACUUUAGCUUAAUAAAUUGAAUUCCUUAAAGAAAAAGACAUUUAUGUAAAUGACAGAGAAUAAGAAUUAUUAGAUAAAGAAAGGGAAUUAGAGUCAUUGUUUGAAGAAUAAAAAGAGAAGGAGAAAUAUUUAGAGAAUUUAAUUAAUGAAUAAAAUCAAAAAUUAAAACUUUUAGAGCAACAAUCAAUUAAUCAAUAAAGCGAAGAUUUGAAACUUUUAGAGCAACAAUUUAUUAAUGAAUAAAAUGAAAAAUUGAAACUUUUAGAGCAACAAUUAAUUAAUGAAUAAAAUGAAAAAUUGAAAAAUUUAGAAGAAAAAUUAGUUAAUGAAUAAAAUGAAAAGUUGAAACUUUUAGAGCAACAAUUAGAUGAACAUUAAGCAAAAGAAAAGGCUUUGGAGUAAUUGCUAAAAGAAAAUGAUGGUAAAUAAAAGGAGCUAGAUUUGCUUAUAAGUUAGUAAGCAGAGAAAGAGUAGGUCUUAUAAUAAUUGAUGGAGUAAUAGAAGUAGAGAGAAUAUGAAUUCGAGCAAAUUGUUAAUGAAUAAAAAUAAAAAGAAUAGGAGCUUGAAUAACUAUUCAGUGAAUAAUCUAAGAUCAAGCAUCAACUUGAGUAAUAAUUAGCUUAAUAAAUAGAAAAAGAAUAAGAACUUGAUUAGUUAAUUAAUGAAGCUUAGUCUAGAAACCAAGCAACUUUUACAGAAGAAUAAGAAAUCGUAUUAACCACACCAAAGAAAGAAGAAAGACAAGAAAGAACUGUUUAAGAAGGUAGAAAUGAAGACUUUACUGAAGGAAAUGAUGAAAAUGAAGAGGAAUUAGAAUUACGUUUAAAAAAAGAGGUUGAGGAUCUUUAACAAUAACUUUAGAUAAGUGCUUAGAAAAACCAAGAAUCUGCUAAGAAAAUCAUAGACCUUGAAAAGGCUGUAUAAAAUUACUAAAUGAUUGAAAGAGAUGAAAAAAAUUUUGAAGAAAUCUUUAGGUAAAACAAAAAACUUGAAGAUAAAAUUAAAUCAUAUGAAAUGGAAUAUUCAGCUAGAAAGAAUUAGCUAGAGCAUUAGGAAUAAACUAUUGCUAAAUUGCAUUCCUAGCUUGUUUAGGCUGAUGCAGAUCUAUAAAAAUAUAUAGAAGAUAAACGAUUACUUAAUGACAAAAUCGAAGCUUUAAAAUAUGAAAAGGAAGAAGAAAUAAAAAGACUAAAGUAAGAAAAUGAUAUUGAAAAAAUGAGCAGAAGUCAAAGUAAAUUAAUGGAAAGUGAAAGUAUUGCUUUUGAAUCAAUUGUUGGUGAUUAUAAGGAUACUAUCAACAUGCUCAGCAAUAAGUGUGAGGAUUACGAAACUCAAAUACAAAAUUUAACAAAGCAAAACAAUGUUCUUGUUAAUUCGUUUAAAGAAAUCAAGUCAAACUUAACCUCUUACUAAGAAGAGCUAGAUAACAAAGAGGAAUUUAUCUAAAAGUAAUCUUAAGAUAUGUUUGAAUUAUAAAAGAGUGUUAAUCAAUAUAAGCAAAUGGCAAAGAAGUUAGAGGAUUAGUUGAAAGAUUUGUCUAACAAAUCUUAAGAAGAAUCUAGCACUCUUUAAUAUGAAUUAGAAAAAAACAACAUAUUGCUAGAAUAAAAAAAUAAAGAUGUGCAAGCUAAAAAUUAAGAAAUUUAAAGUUUGUAUGAAAAAAUCUCAUUGAUUGAAAAAUCAAAUUUAUAGAAAUUAGAGGAUCUCAAUCUUGUCAUUCAAGAAGAGCAAAAUUAGAGAAAAGAAAUAUAAACAGAACUUGAAUAGUUGGUUGAUAAAUAUAAUUAAGAUGUUUAGGAAUUACAAAAGGUAAUGGAUUAAUAAUAGGAAGAAUUUACUCAAAUUUAAUAACAAUUGUAAGAAUCAAGUUAGAAUUAAUAGAAAGAAAACUUAAACUUAAAAGAAUAAAUGGAACAUCUCAAAUAAUAAUUAGAUUAAAAAAAUGCAGAAAUUGUUUCUAAACAAGAAGAGUUGUUGAAUCUUGAAGAUAUGUUACAAAAAAUUGAAAAUGAUUUAAAAUAACAAAAGCAUGAAUUUGAUUUGUAAAUUUAAAAAUAAGAAGAUAGCAAUAACUAACAUGUUGACUAAUUGUAAAAGAUAAUUGAUGAAAAACAAGAAGAAAUUAGUUUAUUAUAAUAAAAUUAAUAAGAUAGCAGUUUGAGAUCUUAAGAAGACUUAAAGAUUUUAAAGAUCAAAUUAGACAAUUUAGUUUCUGAAUUGAAUAAUGCAAAUGAAUAACUGAAUGAAAUGGAUAAAGAAUUACAGUUUAAAGAUGAAUAACUUAAAUUAACUGAGAAAGAAUAUUAAAUGAAUAUUAAUUAAUUACAAGUUAAGCAAAAUGACUUACAAGAUCAAAAAAAAUAAUUAGAAGAAAUGCUAUAGGAAUAAGAGGAAAGAUAUAGCCAAGAAAUAACUUAAUUGUAAAACAUAAUUGAUUAAUAAUAAGAAGAUCUUUAAGGCUUGUAAUAGAAUUUGUUAGGAAGCUCAAAAAUCUAAGAAGAUAAAAACAAAGCUUUAACUAAUGAAUUAUAAUAGGCUAAGCAAGAGAUUGAAAAAAUGAAUCAUUAAUUAUAGGCUUAACACAAAGAUUUAGAAAAGGCUUACUAGUAAUUUGAUGAUAGCGAAAAGCAAAAUUAACAAAAAUUAAAGUCCGCAGAAGUUAAAUUGCAGGAUUUAGAGGCUAAAUACAAAGAUUUAUAAGAAUCUAUAUAAAUUGAGUAAGAAAAAUAUAGUAAAGAUAUUGAAGAGCUUCAGAAUAUUAUUGAGACUUAAUAGCAAGAGAUUAACUUAAUGGAGUAAAAUAUGACAAAGCUGAAAAAUGAUUUAGACAGAAAGGUCAAAGAUUUAGAUGUUAAAAAUAUUGAAAUUCAAGCAAAAGAUAGUGAUUUGGAAAGUGCUUAUGCUUAAAUUGAUAAAAUUGAUAUAUAGUAUCAACAUAAGCUUAAUGAAUAUGAAUCUAAAUAGUAAGAACUUGCAAAUAAUAACAAUCAUUUAGAAGGAAAGUUAAUUGAGCUAGAAGAUAAAUAUAAUAAAGAUGUUUCAGAACUUUAAAAAGUUAUUGAAUAAUAAUAAUAAGACUUGAAUAAUUUGGAAUAAGAAUUAUACAAUCAAGGUAGUCAAAACGAAGAGACUAGUAAUCUUAGAGUUGAGUUAGAAAAGGUUUCUAUUUAAUUAGAUGAAAGGAACAGUGAAAUAUUAAUAAAGAACAAAGAGCUAGAUAGCAUGUAUGAAUAAAUUGAUAAAAUCGAGAGAUAGUAUCAACAAAAGCUUAGAGAGCAAGAAAUCAAAAUACAAGAUCUCUAAAAACUAAAAAAAGAGUAUGAUUAGUAAUUGUUAGAGUUAGAUAAUAAAAAUAGCUAAGACAUUGCCGAUUUAAAGAAUAUUAUUGAGUAGUAAUAAGAGGAUUUGAAUAAUAUGCAAAAAGAUUUAUUUGAGAACACUAAACAUUAAGAAGAGAACAAUAACUUAAGAUUUGAAUUGGAAAGAAAGAAUAUUCAACUUAACAGUGACCUCAUUUAAAAAAAUAAAGAGUUGGAUUAAUUGCAUGAGUAGAUAAAUAAGAUUGAAAAAUAAAAUCAAUAAAAGCUUAGAGAUUAAGAACUUAAAUUGUAGGAUUUACAAAACUAAAAGAAAGAAUUUGAUCUGAAAUUAAUGGAAUAAGAAGAAAAGAAUAACUAAUAUAUCACAGAGUUGUAGAAAAUCAUAGAGUAAUAAUAGGAAGACUUAAAUAAAAUGGAGCAAUGCUUAUACGAAAACAACGGAUCUUAGGACGAAAUAAAUAAUUUAAGAUCUGAGAUUGAGAAAUAGUAAAAUGAAUUGGAUGAAAAGAGCAAUGAAAUUAAUUAAAAAGAAAAGGAAUUAGAAGAUAUGUUCCAACAAAUGCAAGAGGUAGAGAGAUAAUACCAAGAUAAACUCAAUGAAACAGAGUCUAAACUUAAGGAAUUGCAAAACUAAAAUAAUGAGAUAAUAGGAAAAUUUGAAGAGUCUGAAUAAAAGAGCAAUUUCCAUAUUUCUGAAUUGUAGAAAAUCAUCGAUUAGCAAUAAGAAAUGAUUGGUAGAAUGGAUCAAGAUUUGUUUGAUACUUCAAGAUAGCAAGAAGAGAACAAUAGUUUAAGAAUGGAAUUAGAGAGAAAAACUCUUCAGUUAGAACAAAGAAAUGCAGAAAUAUUAUCUAAGAAUAAAGAACUUGAAAGCAAAUAUGAUUAGCUUGAUAAAAUUGAGAGAUAAUAUUAACAAAAGCUAAGAGAUUUUGAGCUUAAAUAGCAAGAUUUAUAGAAUCAAAAGAAAGAACUUGAAUUAAGACUCCUUGAAUAAGAAGAAAAUGGUGGCAGCUUAGAAAAGUUACAAAGAGAAUUUGAAAUGCAAAAGAAAGAGUUAGAAAAUAUUCUAGAUAAAUAGCAAAUAGAAAUCGAAGAACUAAAUGAUAAGCUUAUCAGAUAGAGAGAAGACUACGAAUACUAGCUCGCCCAAGCCAAUAACAGAAUCCAAUCUAUUGAGCUCGAUCAUAAAACUGAAAUUAAAAAAUUAAUGAAAUUGCAAGAAGAGCUCCGUCUUUAAAAUAGAGAUAUGGAAAAUAAAUACGAGAGACUAAAAGAAGACCACAAGAAUAUCCAAAACAGUUCCUUUAACAAUUCUUUUGAUGCAAAUAACAAACUUGGAACUCCUAACAAGAGAGUCUCAGAUUUACCACCUAGAUAACUCUUGCCUAGUGGUACAAUUACAGGUACUUCUUAAUAAUACGGAGUUAGAUAAUCAAAAGAUCUUACAGCUGCCCCAGGCUCGAUUAGCGGAACAAAUUAACAACCUGCUUACACAUCUCCUGUUUCUAUGAGAUUAAACUCAUAAGAAGACUAAAAGUCUAGAUAUAGCUAGAAUUCUCCUCAAUAGCCUCAUCAAGCUGUUUCUAGUACAGCUUUUAACCAUCAUAGCAAUGUUAUUUUGGAUCAAGCUUAUAUGAAGUGCAUUGAACGUUCAAAGAAUCUCCUUAGUAAGAAUGAAACUAUCUUAAAUAACUUGAAAGCAACAAAUUCCGUUGAAAGACCACUUAAAUACUAAUAUUCUCCUUCUUAAUAAAUGAAUAACAAUAAUAGUUUCACUAACUUGCACAACUCAAGCAAUUUAAAUAAUUUACCUUCAAAUGGUAUCCCUGCCAGCUAGGUUGGUAGCAACAACUAUCCUCCUGCUCAGUAACAAAGAAACUCUUCCCUUGUAAAUCAAAGUUCAUCUCAUUCAACCCCUAAAGGACCUCAGUACAUCAAAAAGCUUGAUAACCGUCCACCAUUCCUUUAACUUCCAGCAGGGCAAUAAUAAUUGCAGUAAUAAUAAAUACAAGGAUAAUAAUAAUAAUAAUAGCCAGUUCAUUAAUAAUAAUCCUCUGUAUAAAACUUCUCUUAAAUAAGAACGAUUAGCAAUUCAACAACCCAAUAGCCUAAACGUCCUCCUAUUAUUGAACAAUAGAGAAAUAGAACCUCCUCAAUCGAUUAGAGUUAAAAUAAUUUAUACUUAUAAUAGCAAUAGUAAAUGCAAUCUAUUUAAUAAUAACAACAACAAUUGCAACAAUAAUAAGAUCUCAUCAACAACUAAAAUCGCAGCAAGUCUUCUAAUUAAAAUAAUUAUCCUUAAUUAUAAUAGCAAUAACAACAAUAGUAACUUCUCUAGCAAUAGUAAUAAUAAAAUUUAAUCAAAAAGUAGAAUACUUAACCUACUACUGGUAAUACAGUUUAAAGUUAAGUUAUGCCUAAAUAUGAAGGUGAGCGUUUAGGAAAUCUAAGACACGGAAGAGGAAGAUGCUACUAUCCUAACGGAGAACUCUAUGAAGGAGAAUGGAAGAGUGACAAGCGUCAUGGAUAUGGCAUAUUGAGAGAUUAAAAUGGAGAAAUUUAUAAUGGAGAUUGGGAAUUCGAUCUUUAUCACGGAUAAGGAAGACUAAGAAAUAAAUUCUGCGAGCCUUUAAAUAAAGAAUUUGAUUUUAGAAACUUCGAAAACUUGAGGAACUAUUGGAGCAGUUACUCAGGAGAAUUCAAAAAUCAUUCAUUACAUGGUUUGGGAACCCUCAUCCUAUCAAAUGGUGAAAAAUUCUUAGGAUCUUUUGCUGGUGGUAAAGUUCAUGGUGAAGGUACUUUCUAUAGAUCAAAUGGAGAAAUAGAAGUAGGUUUUUGGUAAAAUAAUAAAUUCAUUGGAAAGUUAUGA
Molecule: messenger RNA, 8814 nt
Organism: Tetrahymena thermophila SB210
Lineage: Eukaryota; Ciliophora; Oligohymenophorea; Hymenostomatida; Tetrahymenidae
Exons: 9
Cellular component (GO): cytosol
Source: RefSeq, a predicted model, not a curated record